GGUCAUCUCUUCCCUAAUGUUAACUACAGAACUGCCAUUCGAGAUCUUGACAGUCAUUGCAAAAUCACUUCAGCAGAAUGACAAAAUUAUUUGUUCUACAGUUUGCCGGACAUGGAAGACUCCGUUUCAAGGCUCGCUCUGGGAUACGUUAACCAUCGACAGCGAAGAGAAGUUAAAUCAAAUAUGCGACCUAUCAACUACUCGGCCAACAAUAUAUCAACUAAACGGAAACAAAGUUCAAAGAUUGGUUUUCAAAGCAAAAGUCCAGACGACCGAGAUACAGUUCCACAUUUUACAGCGAUUAUUUAAACAGCUAAAAGAAAUCUCUAUUCCGCAUAAUACUAUGCGUGAGGAUAGUCUUGGAAGUAUUCCUGACUGGAAGCUCUGGGCAGCAUUGACUACAAUGCUAAUAUAUAUCAAAAGACUGAAUGACGACGAUCAGAAAGAGCAGUUGUUUAAGAUAUUAGCGUGCCUGCCUUGCUUAAAACAUCUAACAAUCCAAGACAGCAUUUAUUACACGUUACCUCCAGAGCCACGAGAUACCUGGGAAAAUUUGGAAAGGCUUCAUGAAACCUUGCCACGGCUGGAAUAUUUUCACACCGACCUAUUGUUUGGUUCCAUACCAGUAUCUGAAAUAUUAAAGAUGAAGAACAUAAAGCCAGCGAAUACCACAACCGUAGUCAAGCUUCUCAACCUCAACAUGGAUAUUGGCUGGAUUAUUUAUUUCUCUCUCAAAUAUCCAAACAUACGCACACUUAAAACCAGAAAACCAUUCAAGGACACUGUACUUCAUGAAGAACAGAUACCCGAUGCAGAAACUUCUACAAUGAUUUCAAGUCUAUCAUCAAAUUUCCCUCAUUUGAAAAGCAUGGUCGUAACCCAGAAAGUACCGAUGGGAUUAGAUUAUGAUUUCUUUUGGGAGACAUUACAGACACAGGUCAAAGAACUCCAAUAUUUGGAAUAUAGUUUAGAGAUAUCAAAAAGAGCGGGGUUGGAGACACAGAAUAGCGGGCCACACUUAAUCCACUUUUGCUCGCCAACAAUCCAAAACUUUUUUAUUCAGCUGGUCGCAUAUUAUUUCGAUUCUCCCAAGGUUUUCCUGAAAUUUGGUGCAUGUCCUCGCUUGGUAACUCUGAAAAUAGUCCAUUCAGGCAGUAAUCUUGAACUUGAUACCCUCUUGGAAAGCUGUACAUCAUUGAAGGACCUUCAAUUGUCGGGUGUAUUUAUUUCGCUAAGUCCAGAAGCGUUUAAUAGCACACGUACGCACGGAUUGAGAUCGUUAGAGCUCAAAGGAUCGAAAACAAGUCCAGUUACAUUUAACUAUCUAUCAUUAUACUGCAGGGACUUCGAUUGCAUGAUAUUGUAUCGCGCCAGAAUAUUAGGAAGAAUCUCAGAGAAUACAGGAGAGCUCUGCCUAAAUAUGCCCUUUACAGACUUUAAGAUCCUCAGACUGGUGAGCACUAUAUUUUAUGCUGUAGAAAACGAGGAAAACAUAUUUUCAGAAGAACCCAGUGGGUUCCAUUCCUUGCAAAUUUUGUCUAUCGAAGAAACAGACCAUCUACGCCGAUCUAGAAAUACGAAAACCGCAGAUACUGAAUCAUCUUCUAGUGAUGAAAGUCCAUCACUACCUAUCAAACGGACUUGGUAUCAUUACCACCGAGACGUUAAAUUCUGGACCAGUGAUGGAAAGACCCGGAAACUCGGGGGGAAGGAAAGGCAGAUAACAGAAAAGUUCUUUGAGACAUUUCUGGUUUCAAGUCAAGAUCCUUUCAACAAUGUUAAAAAGCAUAUUUUAGGAGGAUUAGGUCUUUCCAGUAGAUGGGAAGAGGAUCUCUAUCAUGGAUAUUCAUUACUGCGCUGUAGAUCGAUCAAUGAAGCAUUUAUUAAUGAUAUUAGUCAUGUUGACUAUUAAUGCUUUAUUUUUAAUUUAUCUCUAUAUCUCUAUAUGUAUUCAUUAGUCAAAGUAUAUUUAUACAUGUUAAUUAAAUAACUCUGAUAAAAUUCAA
Phycomyces blakesleeanus NRRL 1555(-) is the source of this 2006-nucleotide messenger RNA. RefSeq lists its product as hypothetical. The record is from RefSeq and is a predicted model, not a curated record. Lineage: Eukaryota; Fungi; Mucoromycota; Mucoromycetes; Mucorales; Phycomycetaceae. Bases 17 to 1912 code for a protein of 631 amino acids. Gene Ontology annotation, molecular function: protein binding. The transcript has a single exon.